AUGGCUGUCGAGAAGGGACCUGUUUCUCCCAUACCCAUUCCGGAGCUCACUAAGAUCGCCACAGAUCCAUUGUGUGAUCGACUUGAGUACCUUAUUGGCGAAGAUCUUAAUUUGGGCAUUAUACUUGUACUGACAGGUCGAUCCAAGGCUUGUGAUGCGGCCCUGAAGAGCGCCGAGGGUUACGAGCACGCCAAGGUCGGCGAAUGGAACUCCCAGAUCAUUAACACUAUCCUCAAGGCCCUCAUUGCAGCUACCGCACCAGAGACUCCGGCGACAUCACCUCCAUACCGCUUCACCGUCAACAGCACCAUUGUUCAACAAGGCUUGAUCGAUAAGUCUUCCGCAGCGGACGGUGCGGUCGGCAAUGCCGGCAAGCGUGGUAUGCACUCUGCCUCGGGCGCCUUCUGGGACGUCAACCGCGAUGGAAUGUGGACAUUCAAGUAUCCCGGGGCUGAAGAGCGGGGCCUCGAUGUCGUCGUCAGUGUGACAUGGUUUGCUCUGGGCUAG
Messenger RNA from Aspergillus pseudoviridinutans, 507 nucleotides. Its product is annotated as dynein light chain Tctex-type family protein. The transcript is spliced from 4 exons. Lineage: Eukaryota; Fungi; Ascomycota; Eurotiomycetes; Eurotiales; Aspergillaceae. Bases 1 to 507 code for a protein of 168 amino acids. Gene Ontology annotation, molecular function: dynein intermediate chain binding. The record is from RefSeq and is a predicted model, not a curated record. Gene Ontology annotation, cellular component: cytoplasm; cytoplasmic dynein complex. Gene Ontology annotation, biological process: microtubule-based movement.